AUGGACUUUGUGCUGGAGAAUGACUUGCAGGCGUGCAUCGAUCAGAUCUUCAGCCAGCUGGAACGCCUGGAGAUUCUAGCCAGUAAGGAGCCGCCCAGCCGCAGACAGAAUGCCAAAAUACGUGUGGACCAGUUGAAGUAUGAGGUGCAGCAUACGCAGAGGGCUCUGGAGAACUUCCAGCACAGACGCUACGCCCGCGAGGCCCAGGAGAGGGAGCGGGAGGAACUGAUGCGCAGGAAAUGCACCACCAACGGCGUCCAUAAGAAGAUGAUCGAUGUGGCCAAUAUGCUGGGCCUGUCCAACACGGUGAUCCGGCUGAUUGAGAAGAGGGCGUCCCAGGACAAGUUCAUCAUGGUGGGAGGCAUGCUGCUCACCUGCGUCGUCAUGUUCCUGGUCAUCAAGUAUCUGGUCUGACCUCCUGACCCUUUGACCUUGAUGACAUUUGAUUGACCUUGAUU
Molecule: messenger RNA, 458 nt
Organism: Engraulis encrasicolus (European anchovy)
Lineage: Eukaryota; Metazoa; Chordata; Actinopteri; Clupeiformes; Engraulidae
Product: Golgi SNAP receptor complex member 2-like
Exons: 4
Coding region: 1-414 (137 amino acids)
Biological process (GO): vesicle fusion; intra-Golgi vesicle-mediated transport
Cellular component (GO): late endosome membrane; Golgi apparatus; ER to Golgi transport vesicle membrane
Molecular function (GO): SNARE binding; SNAP receptor activity
Source: RefSeq, a predicted model, not a curated record